CAUGUUCUAGAAACGUAAACAUUGAUGACAGUUUGAUAGACUCACGUUUUCCGAAACUUCCCCGGUGCGGUUUUGUUUAAAAAUGGAUAAAUGUAAACUAAUUAAAGAGAUUAACAAACUUCAAACGCUUCUGAAAACAAGACGCGUUGUCAUCAUCCACAAGUUGGUACGACUGAGCAAGCUGUUCACGGCGAAAGCUUCAACGAGUUCUGAUCCGCGUGCCAAAAAAAAGGCGGAAAACUACGUGGCCAUCCUUACCAACAUUAAAUCACUCUCUCCUGCUAAAUUGUUGGAGAAAGUCAUACAAUAUCAGCCAGCAAAAAAUGGCCAAUCGGCGGAUCCGCCCUCUAUUGAACAGCGCAGCAUUGCCCGGUUUAUGGAAGAUGAGAAGCUAGUUCGGCACCUCAAAUCGCUCGAAGGUCAGUUUGGCAAAGGUGAAAAAUCAAAGCUGCUUGAGGUCCUUAAGAAGAAGAGUAAGAUAAAAAAAUCAGUGAACAAGCAGAAGAAAAAGGAAAGGAUUGCUAAGCGGCUAGCAAAAGAGGAGAAAAAGCAGCAAAACACCGGAAAACAAAAUGACGCGUCCAAUAACAAGAAAACACUGAAACGUAAGCUAGAUAACGAUGGAACGGAUGUUGUGCAACAAACAAGAAUUGCUUCGUACGAUUCGUACGAAUCGGACGACGGCUCUGAGCCGCGGAGCAUUAAGCUGAAUGAAUCCGAUCAAUCUGACGAGGAAGAGCAGUUCGACCAACGAAGUUCUCUUAGCGUGUCCAUCAGUGAAAGUGACCCCGAUAACGCCAGUGAUGAAGAUUCGGACGCAAAUGCUUUGGAAUCCCGGGAAAAUUAUGUUUUAGUCGCUAAGCCGAAGAAAGCUAUUCACCAGGAAAGCAAACCGAUCAUCAGCGAACCUGAACUACCAGAUAAUCAAAGUCUUCCAGCGAAAAAGAAGGUUGUAAAUUACAAAGCACCCGAGGACGACGACGAAGAAGACGGCGUUGAGCUGUUAACGGACAGCUUCUUCAUUACGGAAACGGGAGAACGGUACGUGGCAGUCGCUCCAAAACUUAAAUCUCGGGCAGAAGGGGAUAAAGAUUCAGAAGAAGAAGAAGAAGAAAGCUGGAAGUUUGCCAAUAAGCGGAAAAAGAGAGAGCAGCAAUGGCAAGAACAGGAUAAUGAUGCAGAACUGGACGUUGGGCAGAACUAUACAACGCACAGCAAAGCAAGUAACCUUGGUGGGAAAGGAAAGUUUGUCAAUGGUAAGCAAAUGUAUAAUCAAUCGUCUAAAAUUAACGACGAUCUUCAUCCGUCUUGGGCGGCCAAACAGGCUCAGCAAGGCAUUAAACCUUUCGCUGGCAAAAAGAUUGUGUUUGACGGCGAAGAUGGUGAUACAAACAUGAAACCAGUUGCCACCAACCGAUGUCCCAGUAAAUCUGAUAGACAAAGCGAUCUUCAUCCGUCUUGGGCGGCCAAACAGGCUCAGCAAGGCAUUAAACCUUUCGCUGGCAAAAAGAUUGUGUUUGACGGCGAAGAUGGUGAUACAAACAUGAAACCAGUUGCCACCAACCGAUUUCCCAGUAAAACUGAUAGACAAAGCGAUCUUCAUCCGUCUUGGGCGGCCAAACAGGCCCAACAAGGAAUUAAACCUUUUGCUGGCAAAAAGAUUGUGUUUGACGGCGAAGAUGGUGAUACAAACAUGAAACCAGUUGCCACCAACCGAUUUCCCAGUAAAACUGAUAGACAAAGCGAUCUUCAUCCGUCUUGGGCGGCCAAACAGGCCCAACAAGGAAUUAAACCUUUUGCUGGCAAAAAGAUUGUGUUUGACGGCGAAGAUGGUGAUACAAACAUGAAACCAGUAGCCACCAACCGAUUUCCUAGUAAAUCUGAUAGUCAAAGCGAUAUUCAUCCGUCUUGGGCUGCUAAACAGGCCCAACAAGGAAUUAAACCUUUUGCUGGCAAAAAGAUUGUGUUUGACGGCGAAGAUGGUGAUACAAACAUGAAACCAGUUGCCACCAACCGAUUUCCCAGUAAAACUGAUAGACAAAGCGAUCUUCAUCCGUCUUGGGCGGCCAAACAGGCCCAACAAGGAAUUAAACCUUUCGCUGGCAAAAAGGUGGUGUUUGAUGCGGAUGAUAAUGAUAACGAACGGGCAGAAUUUACUUCCAGCCAACCAAAACGCGACAAUUUCUAUAGGAAAUCAGACCUUCAUCCUUCGUGGGCGGCAAAGCAAGCGCGAAAUGGAACUAAAAUCUUUAACGAGAAUGGCACGAGGAGCUUUCCACCAAAGCACACCUCAAACAAUGAUCUUCACCCAUCGUGGGCGGCUAAACAAGCACAGAGCGGAAUUAAACCAUUUGCCGGCAAAAAGAUUGCAUUCAAUGAUGAUGAUAAUGACGGCAGUAGCCACGGCGACCCGACCGUUAUAAAACGAAUGCACCAGGCAGAUAAUCGGAAAAACAACGAUCUACACCCUGUCACGCAGGCCCGGAAUGCUGUACUACCUUUUAACAGUGGCAGAUCAGCAUACGGCAACGGGGUUCAAAAGUCUCAAGCUGACAACUCUGACCUACAUCCGUCCUGGGCUGCGAAACAGGCCCAGAGCGGAAUCAAACCUUUCGCGGGUAAAAAAAUUACGUUUGACGCCGAAUAAAUAAUUUCGCUCGGUAUCGAAAGCGAUCGUUCGCACUCUA
Messenger RNA from Anopheles merus, 2687 nucleotides. RefSeq lists its product as uncharacterized. Bases 83 to 2647 code for a protein of 854 amino acids. The record is from RefSeq and is a predicted model, not a curated record. Lineage: Eukaryota; Metazoa; Arthropoda; Insecta; Diptera; Culicidae. Gene Ontology annotation, cellular component: nucleus; 90S preribosome. The transcript has 3 exons. Gene Ontology annotation, biological process: maturation of SSU-rRNA.